GGGGCCGGCGACCGCCGCGGCUUCCAAGAUGGCGGCGGAUGCGUGAGCGCGGCGGUCAGUCCGUCGGUGAGGCCGCCGGGGCGCAGGGCCGGGCGGGAGGCGGCCCCGCCGGCCGCCGCCAUGAAAGGCAAGGAGCGCUCCCCCGCCAAAGCCAAGCGGUCGCGGGGCGGAGGGGGCGGCGAGGACUCGGCCUCCUCCUCCUCCUCAGCGCGCGGCGAGCGGAGCAGCAAGAAGCCGAGCGGUUCCGGCGGCGGCGGCGGUUCCAACGGCGGCAAAGCGGCGGCGGCGGCGGCUUCCAACGACAGCAACAGCGGCAGCAGCCGGCGCGGCCCGCACCCGGACAAGGCCGCCCGCGCCGGCAGCCGGGAGUACGAGAGCGGGGCGGCGGCGGCGGCGACGGGCGGCGGGGGCGGGCGGCACAGCUACGGCGGUAAAAGCGCGGAGCCGUCGCGGAGCAGCAGCAGCCGCGGGGGUGAGUCCCGAGCGGCGGUUGCGGCCCAGUCGUCCUCCUCGUCUGAGACGGGCGGCGGCGGGGAGUACAAGACGCUGAAGAUCAGCGAGCUGGGCUCUGCGUUGAGCGACGAGGCGGUGGAGGACGGGCUGUUCCACGAGUUCAAACGUUUCGGCGACGUGAGCGUCAAAAUCAGCCGCCUCCCGCCCGGCACCGGCGCCGCUGAUGAGCGCGUGGCCUUCGUCAACUUCCGCCGGCCCGAGGAUGCCCGCGCCGCCAAGCACGCCCGCGGCCGCCUCGUGCUGUACGACCGCCCGCUGAAAAUCGAGGCUGUCUACGUGGGGAGCGGCGGAGGGAGCAGCCGGAGGCGUAGCAGCCGUUCGCCGGCGCUGCUGGACAAGGAGUCUCCCUAUGGCACGGCUGCCGUGGGGCUGGCGGCGGCGGCGGCGGCUGUACGGCAUCCUGCAGCCGGGGCGACACAGAGGGCUUUGUCCCCCGCUGGCAGCGGUGGGGCGUUGGGUUAUCGGGACUACCGGCUGCAGCAGCUCGCCUUGGGCCGCUUGCCGCCUCCGCCCCCUCUGCCCAGGGAGCUGGAGAGGGAGAGGGACUAUGGGGGCUUUUACGAAGCGCGAGUGCGGCCGGCCUACGGGCUGGAACGGGUGGCCAGCGUGGCGGCGGCUGGGGGAUUCCGUGGAGGUGGAGGGGGUGCUGGAGCUGCCGGCGAGGAGGAGAUCAGCCCUGAGGAUGACCAGAGAGCCAACCGCACGUUGUUCCUGGGCAACCUGGACAUCACCGUGAGCGAGACAGAUUUACGCCGAGCUUUUGACCGUUUUGGGGUCAUUACUGAGGUGGACAUCAAAAGGCCGGGGCGCGGGCAGACCAGCACUUAUGGUUUUCUUAAAUUUGAAAAUCUGGACAUGGCGCACCGGGCCAAGCUGGCCAUGUCAGGAAAGGUGCUCCUGCGUAACCCUAUCAAGAUCGGGUAUGGUAAAGCCACUCCAACUACCAGGCUCUGGGUGGGUGGCCUUGGGCCUUGGGUGCCCCUUGCCGCCCUGGCCAGGGAGUUUGACCGUUUUGGCACCAUUCGUACCAUUGAUUACCGCAAGGGUGAUUCGUGGGCCUACAUCCAGUACGAGAGCCUGGACGCGGCGCAGGCGGCGUGCACCCACAUGCGUGGCUUUCCCUUGGGUGGGCCGGAUCGCCGCCUCCGCGUAGACUUUGCGGAUACCGAGCAUCGGUACCAGCAGCCCUACCUGCAGCCCCUGCCUUUGCCACCUCCUGCUCAUUACGAGCUCGUGGCAGAGGCGGCUGCUUUUGGGGCUCACCGGGGGGCCCCACCCGAUCCGCUGCGGGGGGCCAGGGACAGGACGCCACCGUUACUCUAUAGAGAUCGUGACAGAGACCUUUAUCCCGAGACAGAGUGGGUGCCACCCCCACCCCCUGUACGGGACAGGAGUAACCGAGCAGCUGCCUACGACCCACUGGAAAGCCUAGAACGCCGUCGGGAUGGUUGGUCCUUGGAGCGGGACCGAGGGGAGCGGGAGUUGGGCAGUAGUAGGGAUCAGCCUAGGAAACGGAGGCUGGCCGAGGACGGAGGCCGGCACUUGGACCGCUCUCCGGACAGCGAGCGCUCCUCUUCCUCUCGGAAACGUCACUGCUUGACCACGACCACACCACCAGACCGCAGCCCCGAGCUCGUCGGAGGGAGGGAGCGUUACAGCAGUGACCCGGAGCGCUCAUCGUCCCGCUUGCUCCUCUUGGAGCGGCCCUCUCCCAUCCGGGAGUCGCGGAGGGGCAGCUUGGAGAGGGGUCAGAACGAAAAGCGCGACCGAAAGAAUUCCGCUGAAAGGGAGCGGAAACAUCGCACUUCUGCAGCAGCCACUGCACAGGAGUGCAAAAGCCCGGCCAAAAAGGAUGAACGUGCUGCAGAGGGAGGCGGUGGAGGCUCCCGCCUCAAACCUCCGCCUCAGAAACAGCAGCAGGACGGAGCGUCGCAGGCUGGGGGAGCCCCCAAGCUGUGCUUGGCGUGGCAGGGGAUGCUUCUGCUGAAGAACAGCAAUUUCCCGUCCAAUAUGCAUCUGCUUCAGGGGGACCUCGGAGUUGCCAGCAGUCUCCUUGUGGAGGGAGCGACUGGUGGGAAAGUAGCUCAGCUCAAGAUCACCCAACGUCUUCGUCUGGACCAGCCCAAGCUGGAUGAGGUGAACCGCCGCAUCAAGGUGGCGGGUCCCAAUGGCUACGCCAUCCUUUUGGCCGUGCCUGGCACAUCAGACAACCGCUCCGCAGCCGGAGCUGGCGAGGCUGCCACCACCUCCACCCAGAGGCCGCUCAGGAAUCUGGUUUCUUAUCUAAAGCAAAAGCAGGCUGCUGGGGUGAUCAGCCUCCCUGUGGGGGGCAACAAAGACAAGGAGAACAGCGGGGUCCUGCACGCCUUUCCGCCCUGCGACUUCUCCCAGCAGUUCCUGGACUCCACGGCCAAGGCGCUGGCCAAAUCAGAGGACGACUAUCUGGUCAUGAUCAUCGUCCGCGGGGCAUCCUAAGGCCCUCGUGUGCUCUGUACCCAACCCUGCCUACUCCUCCACACAGCCCCUCCAGCGUGUGCCAGGUGCUAUGGGAUACAGCCUUAGCCAGCCCUGUCAUUAUUUUAAAGUAGAUCUUUGUUUGUAGCUGACUUUCUGUGCCCGUUUUUUUUUUUCUUUUUUUUUUUUCUGUUACUGCAUUUUUCUAUAAGGUUAGAAGCCAGAAAGGUUGGUUAGCCAUUAGCGUGAGUAGGAUGUUUGAGAAUCCCUCAUCCAUGGGGAUAGCGGGGAGGCCAGGCCUGCUUUGAUUGAUGGGAAAAAAAAAGGAAAAAAAAGGAGAAAAAGAAAAAAAACAAACCACAACAAAAGACUGGGGAAGGGGUGGGGCGGGGGGGGGGAGGGAAGAACAAACUCCCAUCUUCCUCAUUUUGAUUCGCGUCCUUUUUUCAUUUCAUGUCUUUUUAAAGCAAGUUGGAUAGCUCAUCCUCUAUAGAGUUCCGAACCGAAAAGACCAGAUUUAAAGCACUCAGUAGUUUGAAUGGAAAACCACAUCCCUGCUAGAUGCAGACUGGUGUCAGCUGUUCUAUUGGGUCGUGGGAGUUCUGUGAUGGCCUCAGGCCCACGGCAUCCCUUUCCUCAGGAGCCUGAAGGGUUUCCCUUUGAGUCUCGUGGCUCGAGGUCGAUGUCCUUCAGGUGACCAGCACCUGCUCUUGGGUACACUGCAGAACAUGAGUUCCUUUGUUGGGUGUUUGAUUCAUCCGGCCCCACAGGAUGCAUGCACUGAAAGUAUGCUUUUUUUGGUUGUUUUCUUUUUUCUUUUUUUAAGAAAAACAGGUGUAUUUCUCCUAUUUCUCUCUGUUCUGUUGUAUCCCAUAUAUGCACUUUGGGUUUGUAGCAGUGACAAUGUUUGGUAAAUAGCUGAGGACUUUGUUACAAACCAUGAAUGUCUCGUGCUUACUCUGGUAUGCAAGAAACAAGGAGGUGCUUUAAGAAUAUAUUGUGGUUUUUUGUUUUUACUGCCUUUUUCAAAGAGUUGCAGGUACAGUGGGGUCUGCUUCCACAGUGCAAACUCUGAGCAAGUGUGCUUCUUUCCAGAGAUGGUUUUAAUUCUCUAAUAAUUUAAUUACCUAAAAGUUCUCAUCAUCGUAUUACCUCUUUGUUAAUAGCAAGGAACUGCUGUCUGCUAGGGACUUUUCAGGUACAGUACAGUGGGCAUUACAUGAGGUUUAUCGUUCUGUAGGCAUCUGGAGUAAAGUGUUCUCAGCACCUUGGAGAAGCACUCCGGGGCGCCGAGGAAGGAGGAAACAGUUUGCCUUGAUUUUCCAAAGAACUUUGCUCAUUUUCUCAUUCAUUUUCCCCUCGUUGGGCACUCUCCUCCAGCUGUCACACCUUGCUCAUGCAGCACUGAUGAGGGAGGAAGGCAUCCAGAUCCCCGUUGUUUUGGUUAGCAGUUGGAGGGAUGCCGUGUCUGGCUUCUAAGCUGAAGGGUGACUGACUGUAUUGAUCUACAGGCUCUAAAAUGUAACCUUGCACUUAAAACCAGAAUGUAGUCUUGCACUUAGCCACAUUUUCAGAGACAGGCAAUGCAAACACAGCACUGCUUCUCCCAGUUGUCCUCCAUUGGGUUCUGUGGGUGAGUGGUGCAGGUUGACCUCCCCAUCAACUUACACCGCACAAAGACCCGAUUCCAAGCAUGGGGCCGGGCUGCCAGUAGUACAUAUGAAGGAGGAGAUGUGUUGAAUGUAUUGUAUGGACCCAGCAGUUGUCACGUGUGUGCUCGAGAUUCACUGUCACAGAGGUGCAUUUCUGUAGGGCCUCUUUAUGGAGCAGCUUUCAGAGCGUGCUCUGAUUUCAUUGGGGUUGGAUUUCCCAUUUCUGACCUGGAGGAGCAGUGUUGUGUCCCCAGCAUUGCUGGGAGCUGAGAAUUUGAACGUGGCAGCGUACCUUGAAGGCAAACUUUGGUUUUAGAGCCAUUUUUCUUUCUAAAAGCCUCAUUUAAUGCUCUUAAGUGUUUGAGGGCGAAAUCCGGGCUUCCUGGGUUCUCGUCCUUCAAUGUGAAUGUAAUAGAUGGCAGAAACCAGCUGUUCAUCUUACUAUUAACAACGAGAACUCCUCGGAAUGACACCAGUAAUGCAGAUAACGAUGUGUUAGGAGAUGAUAUGGCAUUUGUACCACUUCCUGCACGGAAUGUCUGUUUUAAUUCUCGCGGGUGUCUGUUGCGUGUUGGUGUGGAAUCAGCACUGCUGUGCUGGUUUGCUUUCAGUGCUCCUUGCAUUUGGGGUGAGUUUUCCCAUGAAUCUGAACUGGGGGAGCAGAGGUUGAAGGGAAAGGAGCUUGAACUGCUGGGAAAAUUCCAAUCUGCCCAACACCCCACAGAAGCACUGAUGUUAUCGUGUCCAACACUGACACUUGCCGAGCACGGUGGUUGUUCAUGCCGACACCCAGCAGACACCUGUGGUUGUUUUAAAGCCUGUAAAACUUGGGGUCAACACAGCUUGUCCACGCAGCAGAGCAAACUGUGGGCGAGCAGCUGAGGCAGCGUGGGAUGCCUUUUGGGAAGAGCAUCCUGGCUGCACUUCCCUUUCUCCUCGUUGAAUAGCAGUGGUUGUACUUCUACGGGCCGAAGCUGCGCUGUGCUGGAGGGCAGCAGGGAGCAGGGCAGGCUGUGUUUGACCCCAGGUUUUCUGCUUUCUUACGGAACGGAGUACCUGCUUCUUUAAAUCUGGUUUAUUUGUGGUUGCUGCUCUGUUUUGUAAGCAAGGAUUUUAACACCCUCUGAGGGUAAUUAAUGUCAAAACCUAAUUGACUGGCAACAUUUUUUUUGCCGGCACUUAGUCGCGUGCUGCCAUCGAGUCUGGCGCAGCGUGGGCUGUGCCUUCCCUUGGGCCCCAAAGCGUGCACCAUUGGAGUAACUGUCCUCUGAAAGUCAUCCUGGCCAGGGCUGACCGCGUGUAGAAGUCCGUAUGUGAUACCACUUCUGUCUAGAGCAGAACAGAUGUAGCAGACUUCAGCUCCCUAAUCAUAUUUGGCAUUACGUUGCUCAAGCAGGAGCUCAGUGUUUCUUCUAACAUCGUGUGCAGCCAGUGUUCCUAUAUUUCAAGAGCUAGCUGUGGAAAAAGGAUGUCCUUUUCCUGGAUCGUUUUGUAUAGCCGUGCUUUAUGCUUUGGGGAAAGAACCUCAAAUGACUCAUACUUUUGUUUAAGAUUUUUAGUAGUUUUUGUUUUUUUUUUAAUUGGAAACUUUACGCAACUUCCUUGGCUGCUGGCCAGUGGCUUUGUUUGCUCCAGCCUGGUGCUCGGUCUGCUGCUGCCUGUUACCAUCAGCUCUGCGGGUGGAGGGCUCUGGGUUGCAAGUCCUGGAGGAUCCUUUUUAAGCCUUGCAGAGGGAGAAGGGAUUUACGUGCCAGGCAAAUCUGAACCUUCUCCAUUGAAGUGUACGGAUGUCGAAGGACUGGGAUGAUUUGGUGACCUCUUGCUCAGCCCCUGCGGAGGGCACGGAGGAGGGCUUGGGGUGUCUUGCAUUGUUGCAGAGCCAUCGAGCUGAUGGUAACCGAGGUGAAAGGCCUUAAGUAUUAACGUGGAGGAGGAGUGAAUGAAAAUUGUGAAGACAGGUUCAAAAACUCUGAGGACUCAGGGAAAAUGGCUUGGAAAUACUUAGUUCCGGGCUUUAUGUAAACAGUGGUGAGGGCAGUGCUCCUGUGGAGCCUCUUGCACGCCUGUUGAACAGAAACAAGAGUGGAGAAAAUUGCUGCCAUGCAUAACACAGAGUUUUUGGGGUUCUUUCCCCCUUGUCUGCCCAUUUUCUAUGGACUUCCUGCAGACUGUGCUGAAGGACAGGUAUUCCAAUGAAUUAUAGCCUGAAUGCUGGGAUGGUUUUUGUACUAUUAGGCUGAAGGCAGGGCGUAUUGUUCAGAGAAUGGUUAACCAAAUCCACACCUGCGGUUCUGGUUGUGUGCAAAUGAUGGGUGAGAAACACGACUUGAAUAGCGUCGGCUUUAAAUCCUGCUGGGUGCAUCUUUGCUUUGCCCUCUCCUUAGAGUGACACAGGAGAGCUGAGAGCAGGAGAGAGCCUUGUGAGCGCUACCUGUCACGCUUGUGUCGAUACGUUGCCUUCAGGAGAUGUUCUUUGAGGAAAGCCAACCCCAUUGGCAGCACUUGGGUUGGUUUUUCUCGCGGGUGAUCCUUCUGAUUUAUCCUGAUAGCCGUUAAUGGAUUCGGUUGGGUGACCAUUGAUACUGUAAGCCUGGUUUAACCUCGGUCCAAAACCAAACCCUGAGCUGCUCGUUGUGCAUCUAUACAUGGAAGGUGACUUCAUUCAAGGCUUCAUGCCCCUGGGUGGUGUUGGUGCUCUUUGAAGUCUGGGUAGAAUAUUCAGCAAGGCUUUGUCGUCCUGUGUGAUGUAAGGAGGGGGAAAUCUGUUGUAUGCAUUUGUAUGGGAUAACAUUUUCUUUCCUCCUGCAAGCAAAGCUGGCGGACUGCAGAGGACAACCACGUGGGAUAAUGAGCUCUAAUGGACCUUUGGGAAGAGAAGCUGUGGCUCGUGUGGAAUUUACACGGGCCUCUUGACGGAAGAAAGCUUAUCUGUUUAGUAUUUGUGCAUUUUACUAAAAAUGGCAGCUUUAAAAAAAAAAAAAAGUUGUGUAUCUGCUAUUGUGAUGCCAAUGGCCGUGUUUUAAGUGGAAAAAAAAAAAUGACCUCUUUGCUUUGUGCUGUGUACACAAGAUUGCUGGAAAAGUAAAGGAAUACCCUUUUUAUGGCUCACACAGCUUCCCGUUAGCUGUCACUCAAACAUGCGCUCACAGUUGAGCUGAUUUUGUUUCAUUCUAAAUAAAUUGUUUCUUUUGAGGAAAAAAAA
Gallus gallus (chicken) is the source of this 7821-nucleotide messenger RNA. RefSeq names its product RNA binding motif protein 15 (gene RBM15). The transcript has a single exon. Gene Ontology annotation, biological process: regulation of alternative mRNA splicing, via spliceosome. Lineage: Eukaryota; Metazoa; Chordata; Aves; Galliformes; Phasianidae. Gene Ontology annotation, molecular function: mRNA binding. The coding region runs from base 121 to 2988 and encodes 955 amino acids. Gene Ontology annotation, cellular component: nucleus. The record is from RefSeq and is a predicted model, not a curated record.